Aspergillus wentii DTO 134E9 is the source of this 343-nucleotide messenger RNA. RefSeq names its product 60S ribosomal protein eL37. The transcript has 5 exons. Bases 65 to 343 code for a protein of 92 amino acids. Gene Ontology annotation, cellular component: ribosome; cytosolic large ribosomal subunit. The record is from RefSeq and is a predicted model, not a curated record. Lineage: Eukaryota; Fungi; Ascomycota; Eurotiomycetes; Eurotiales; Aspergillaceae. Gene Ontology annotation, molecular function: structural constituent of ribosome; RNA binding. Gene Ontology annotation, biological process: translation.
ACGCCCAGCGACGACGACAACGACAACCAGCCCUUCAACGGAAUCGCCAGUUCCCUAAUUCAAAAUGACGAAGGGUACCUCCAGCUUCGGCAAGCGCCACAACAAAACCCACACUCUCUGCAGACGUUGUGGCCAGCGCUCCUUCCACAUCCAGAAGUCGACCUGUGCCAACUGCGGCUACCCCGCUGCUAAGACUCGCAAGUUUAACUGGGGCGAGAAGGCCAAGAGGAGAAAGACCACUGGCAGCGGCAGAAUGAGGUCCCUCAAGAGCGUCCACCAGCGCUUCAAGAACGGAUUCCAGGUCGGCACCCCUAAGGGCGCUCGUGGCCCCGAGAACCACUAG